Sipha flava (yellow sugarcane aphid) is the source of this 2687-nucleotide messenger RNA. RefSeq lists its product as uncharacterized. The transcript is spliced from 7 exons. Lineage: Eukaryota; Metazoa; Arthropoda; Insecta; Hemiptera; Aphididae. Gene Ontology annotation, cellular component: membrane. Bases 385 to 1755 code for a protein of 456 amino acids. Gene Ontology annotation, molecular function: ligand-gated monoatomic ion channel activity. The record is from RefSeq and is a predicted model, not a curated record.
CAUUCAAUCGAAAUUAACAAAAAAGAUAAAAAUAACUCAUUUUACCUGUUAGUCUUAACUUAGAAAUUCCUUUUAAUAAGUACUACAAAAUUAAUUUUUUCUUUACACAUUUGCAUAGGGUUACAACAUUAAAAAAUAUAUUCCAAAUGCAGAUAGUACACAACAAAGUCUGCAUCCAUUUCAUUAUUUUUGUAUUUUUGUAGAAUUAAUACAAAUUACAUUUCACAAAAAAUGGGCACUUUUUCAUACUUGACAUUUAAAUAGGAACUUUGAUUUGAUUUUUUUGCAGUGACUUGAAAUUGUAUGUAUAGUGCAUUAUCCAAGUGUAAAUGCUUUACAGAUUGUUGUUGUUUUCUUUAAGUUAAAUUUAUAAACUUUAGUAAAAUGUUAUUUACAAUUUUUUUUUUCAACAACCAGAUGCCGCCUUAUUUGUUGCUGUUGACGAAUGCCAGUGUGAUAUACGAUAUCUCAGGAUAUGUAGGUGACAUUUGGAAAAUCAUGGAAAAACGUCUAGGCAUAAGGAGCAAGUACGUAAGAGGCGACUUCGCCGCGGGGAAGAUCAUGCUGACGGAGAAGACGGGCGAUUUCCUGUUGGUGCCGAUCGUGGUGACCACUUCGGACGUCCAAGAGUUCGACUUUUCCAUUCCCAUCUUCAAGUCGUGGUACGAGUUGUACUCGAAGUAUACCGCCAACCGGGCCACUUCGAUGUCGUACUUGGUCACCUGGAGUCCGGAAGUAUGGAUAGCGUUCGUAUUGACCAUGUUCCUGAUCGUCAUGUGCAUGUGGUUCGUCGCGAAAACCAGACACUUUUCCAAUAUGUCGACUGAUGACACGGCGGACGAAUCUCUCAGCCUGACAUCUUAUUUCUUCGUCGUGUGGGGAUCGAUUUGCAGUCAAGGACUUCACACCGUCAACACCAACGCUUGUUCCGUGCGUGUCGUGUCGUGGGUCACGUUGCUGUUCGGACUGUGCAUCAGCACGUCGUACUCGGCUGUGCUUUUUUCCCGGUUGACCGUCGACAAGUCCGGCUUAGCCAUUCCGACGUUGGACUCUGUGGCCAGAAUGAAAACGCACGUACUUUGCGUGAGACGCUCAAGCUUUGCAUAUCUGCUGUUCAAGGCGAAGGAGACGGACGUGAUGUUGAUGGAAAAGUGGAGAGGACUUUUGAACGAGCCGCCAUGUCCGCAGUACGAAAACGGGAACAUCGAAGUGAUGGCCAAGACCGUGUGUAGCGAUCAAAACGUGCUGGUGCUGGAGACACCAAACGUGAUGGCUAGGGCCAUGGCCGCACAGAACGGUUGCCGGGUGGUCUCAUUGGCCGGGCGGCACGCGGUCGCCUACGCGUCUCUGUUGACUACCAAGGGAUCCCCUUACACGUCGAAGAUGAACCAAAUAUUAGUGUCGCUGUUCACCAACGGCAUAGCGGACUAUUUGCAAAAGAAAUGGUUGUCCCGGGCGUUCAAGGACCGAACGUACACGGAGGCGGACAGCAUCGGCGUGACCAUCGGUCACGUGCACGGCUUAAUGGUGGUGUUCGGGCUUUCGGUGGCCGUAGCCGUGGCCGUGAUGAUCGUCGAGAUGGCCGUGAGCCGAGGCGGAUCGAUCACGACGGACGCGUUGUCGUGGUCGUGCCGUCGACUGCGAACCAACCGCCACCGGAGGAAGUGGCGCCCGCGGUCGUCGUCGUCGUUCUCCUACUACCCAACCCGGGCCGCGGCGGUCAACGGGCCCAAGUUCCCUAGAUACUACCAAUAACCACCCUCUGCGGUCAUCCGCUGUCCGAGUGUUUGGCAAAGCAUGCGAAAGCUUUUCGAUUUCGACGGCCGGAGAACAACAAAACCAGUGAAUAAAUUAUUGACCCGAGGAAAGCGCACAACACACGCACACACGCACGUAAUGGAAAAAUAAAGAAAAAAAAUUCUCUCGCGCACGCAUCCUCGUACCGUUGACCACAUUUUUAUCUGAGACAUUGAGCGAAGCGAAAAACGUAUUGGUGUUUCGACCAAAUCACAUCUUUCCGUGUUUUUUUUCGCCGCCAGCGCUCUUAUGCGGACGUAUCGUUAAAUCCAAAACCGUGCACUGAAGGUAACAAUUUAAAUGGAUAGUUAUUCGAUUGGUUAUUUUUCCGAUAAAGUACAAGUUUCCUUUGGCUUUUUCGUUACAAACUCUUUCGGUCGAACAAAUCAUUUUUAUGAACAUUUCAUGAAUAUCACUUGAAAACUUGACCGUUUUACCUUAUCGAUUUUUUUUAACCGAUCCAAUGUAGUAUAUAUACCUAAUACUUUGAACAAAUUAUAGUUUUUCGAAAUAUGAUGAUUUAUCAUGGUUUUCAAAUGUAUACAACCAACACUCCAUUUCGUAACACGCAAGUUAUUAUAGUGACUCACACACAAAUCGAAUCGUGCUCCGUCAGUAGUCCCUGGGACGACCGUCAGCUGUCCAGUCUAAAAAAUAACAAACACUUAGUUUUUUAAUAAACUGGACUUAACCGACUUUUAUCUGAAACAAGGGCGUAUUUUAGUCGAGGCCAUGGAGGGGGAGAGCAAAACUAAUUUUCCUUUAAUACAAACUUAAAAAUAAUUUAUAACUCAUUACCUACCCAUGCUCAUAUUCCUGUUACGCAUUCAAGUGAAUAAAUAAAAAUACAAGUACCAAAUUGAAUUAAAUAUUUACUCAAUAAAUAUAUU